This is a messenger RNA of Astrephomene gubernaculifera, 1720 nucleotides long. Lineage: Eukaryota; Viridiplantae; Chlorophyta; Chlorophyceae; Chlamydomonadales; Astrephomenaceae. The record is from the annotation of a GenBank genome assembly.
GUUUCGCUUGGACACUCGUAGCCACUUGUAGCUAAACCGGCGACACAUCAACAAGCUUAGGGCAUAUAGUUUAUUGUUCUGCAUGCAUUGCAAACACUAAUCAGACGGCAUUAUAGACUACGAGGCUCCUUGCUCUGAAGGCAAUUUAUCAAUAGUUUCCGUACGGUGGCGAACGCCGAUAUGUCAACAGUGCUAUAUCUUAUAGGUCGCUACAUUACAUAAGUAGUCUUACAGAGUAGGUUGUAGUCCUGUUUGGUAAUUAGGAGAUAAACAGGUGGUUAAGCCAUAGAAUACAGUUUAACCCUUGUAGCCCCACGUCGGUUUCUUACCCGCUGUGCCAACGUGACGCUCAUCAGUGAAGUUAAGCAGCUCGUGCCAAAAGGGUUGCUUGGCGGUAUUCGCCGAGGCGGCGACGACGGCCCGGCCGGACGCUUCCGCGUAGCUCCUGGACUCUAAAUCUUCGUAAUCAAGCAGGAGGGAAAACCUUAGUUGGCCAUCGCAGAGAUGGCCCGCGGCUGGGCCUCGAGGCUUAGCCUGGCCCUCGUAGCUGGCCUGCUAUGCGCAGUUGCAGUUUCUGCGACGGCGCUGGAUCGGAUGUCCCGGGAUUCCUUCCAUUUUGGGCGCAGCUUGACUGCCGUGGACCCAAACAGCGGCUUUCCAUACUGCAAGUGUGACACGUACGACUGCACCUGCUCGCCGUACAACUUGACGUACGCUGGGGCCGCACCGGCCGGCAACGGAACAACUCGCUACUGCUUCAAUGUGGGUUACCUGGGCUGCCCCAAGAGCCGCAGCUGCUGCCUGGCACUGAAGCAGUCCGUCAGCAAAAUCGCCUUCACAAUCGGUGCUGAUUGCCAGAAGCCCUCCAUUUCCAAGGUGGAGGUCAACGGCAAGAGCUGGCUCAGCUGGCUGACUGUGGCCUGGCCGCAAAGCACCGGAGUCACCGGCUACGAGCUGCGCGUGUACGACCUGGCAGCCAACGCCACCACCUUUCCCAACUCCAGCAUCUGCAUUACCGCGAAGGCGCCCUGCUCCAGCAUGACCAGCUUCUGCGACCCGGACACCGCCUCCUGCAUGUACAUGGUCUCGGAGUCCUCUUACGCGCAGAACUGCCCCGUCUGCCCCAUGCCAAACUCCAAGUACCUUCCACCGCCGCCGCCUUCACCUCGGCCUCCCUCGCCGCGGCCUCCGCCGCCGCCGCCGCCACCCUCGCCCCCGCCGUCAUGUGAUUUGUGCGCAUGGGUGUAUGUGCAGCCUCCCGCCGUGUCCGCCUACCCGUCCUUCACCUUUAACGCCACCUUCUGUUCCUCUAUGGGUGCCAACAUGGCCUCCUCCCUUAACAACGUAGCCGCCGCUGCAAAGGCAACGCUGCUAAAGUCAUUCAAGCUGGACACCUGCUCUUCAGCGCUCAACCGGGCUGCCGGCGUGUAUCCGUACAUCAGGGUUUGCGGCUCCUUCUUCUCUUCCGCGGAUAGCGCGAAGCUGAAAGGGGUCAUCGACUUCCUGCAAAUGAGCUGGGUCAAUUUGAUUAUUGGCAAUGGCCCUUGCCCAGCGCGCUUCUCACAGUACGAUUUCCGUAGCGUUGUGGCUUCACCCUUCGGCUCGCCUGGCUGCCUGUACAGUGAGUAUCUACCGCCGACGUGCAUGGUGCUGCCCCCACCUCCACCACCGCCCACGCCACCCCCGCCGCCUCCGCCGCCUCCGCCACCACCACCCUCAC